This is a messenger RNA of Phyllostomus hastatus (greater spear-nosed bat), 4299 nucleotides long. It is a transcript of the gene MUC22, whose product is annotated as mucin 22. Bases 245 to 3592 code for a protein of 1115 amino acids. The transcript has 4 exons. NCBI's taxonomy places the organism in Eukaryota, Metazoa, Chordata, Mammalia, Chiroptera, Phyllostomidae. The record is from RefSeq and is a predicted model, not a curated record.
GGACCUGAAGCUGUGGCCAGUAUAAAUGCCUUAGAUAUGCUCAUGAGGAAAGAAAGAAAGGUAGAUGUCAAACUCGGGCAGUUUGUAGAGUGCCCCAGCCUCUCCACCUCUGGGAGGCUCACCUUGGUUCUGACUGGCCUUCUGAGAUUUCCCUGCAACUAUACUUCCCUUCAAGGCCCUGGGGGUGUACCUCUUGCCUCUUUGCCUCUGCAGUUCACCUUCCUCUGGGACCUAGGCAUUCUAAAUGAGAACUUUCCCUGUGCAUCAUUUCAAGAUGAGGAGAGGGAACGUCUCUCCCGAUUUCCUGGUCCUGUGGCUGCUGCUCUUUGGAGUCCUGGUCUCUAUUACAGUUGCUGCAGAAAGUAACACCAUUACAGUGUCCACUAAAGGCUCUGGGACAACUGCAACAUCUAUGCACUCCAUAGUCACCACAAUGCCUUUUGAGACCAUCACAGCAUCUGUGCCUACUAUAUCGCUCAGUAUAGUCCCUGAGAGUGCCAAGGCCUCCAUCAUAACACCUGUGCCCACCACAGUCUUCUCUACAGCCUCUGAAACCACUACUGUUUCUGGGACCACUGCAGAGUCUAUAUCUACAAUGGGCUUCACCACAGCCUCUGACAGCACCGUGAUCUCCACCACAGAAUCUGUGCCAACCACAGCCUCCACUACGGUCUCUGAGACCACUAUGCCCUCUACAAUGCCUAUAACAAAAACAACCUCCACUAUGGACUCUGACCCCUCUACCACAGCAUCUCUGACCAUGACAGUGUCUACUCUGGUCUCUGAGUCCACCAUAGCUUCUGAUAUCACCACAUCUACCGUUAUAUUUGGGCCCAUUACAAAUCCUACCUUAGAUACUAAGAACACUACAUUUUCUGAGACCACCAUAUCUUCUAUCCAUGAGACUACUAGUGCCUCUGAAACUAUCAAACACUCUGAGAACACCCUGGCCUCUGCCACAGUCUCUGAGACAAUGAUAGUUUCCAACAAAGCCGCUGGCACACAAGGACAGUCUGUGUCUUCCACAACUACUGCAAUGCCUCCUGAGACUACUACAGUAUCUGUGACCACCACACCUACCACCAUAACAUCUUUGCCCAUCACAGCCCACACCAUGGGCUCUGAAUCCACCACAGUGUCUUCAUAUGAGAUCACCUUGCUCCCUACCACAAUUUCUGUGCCCAACAUUUCCUCCAUGAUAACAUCUUUGCCCCCUACAGGCCCCACCACAGACUCUAAGGCUUCCACAGGCUCUGAAAUGAUCACAACCAUCAUCACAACCUCUGAGGUUCCCAUGUCCUACACCACAGCCUCUGUGCCCACCAGUGCCUCUACCACAACCUCUGAAACCACCAGGACCUCCACGGCAAUGUCUGUGCCUACCACAGUCUUCACCACAGCCUCUGAAAGCACCACAGGCUCUAAGGCCACCAUAGUUUCCACCACAACCUCUGGACCCACCAUGGCCUCCUCUUCAGCCUCUGAAGCUACCAUGAUCUUUAUCACAUCACCUGAGACUACGACGUCCACUGCCAAAACGUCUGUAUCCACCACAGCUGCCACCACAGGCUCUGAGACAGCUGUAGUUUCUACCAAAGCUUCUGUGACAACUGCCAUCUCUGAAAACCCUACAAUCUCCCCAAUGCCCUCUGAGACCUUUACAUCCUCCACCACAGCAUCUCUGCCCAUGAUAGUCUCUACUCCAUCCUCUAAGUUCACUGUGGCCCCCACCCUGUUCUCUGAGACCCCCACAGCUACCACAAUGCCUAUGGAGACUACCACAACAUCUGCACCCACAAAUGCCUCCAACUCAGUGUUUGAGACUGCCAGGGGCUCCCAGACAAUGUCAGUUCCCAUCGUGGCCUCAACCACAGUCUCUGAGAGCAUCAUAACCUCCACAAUAGCAUCUGUGCCCACAACAGUGUCAAUUUUGACCUCUGAGUCCACUGUGGGAUCCACCACAGUCCCUGACACCACCACAUCUUCCGCAAUAACAUUUAUGUCCACCUCAGCCUCAAGCUCUGGCUCUAAGAACACAACAUCAUCUGAGACCACCAAGGCCUCCACCACCAAAGCUGAGACCACAACUGCUACCAAUGCCACUAUAGUCUCCAGUAAAAGCUCUGUGACAACUGAAAGUUCUGUGCCCUUCACAGCCACCACAGUGCCCACUGAGCUGAACACAGCAUCCACGUCCAACAAAACCUUCACGAUAGCCACUGAUAGCACCUCAUCCUCCAUGAUAACAGCUUUGCCCCCCACAGUUUUUAUAAGUAAAACUACCACAGGUUCUGAGACAGCCAUAGCUUCCACCACAGCCUCUGAGACUACCGUGGCCUUCUCCACUGCCUCUAAGAGCACUACCUCCUCUAUCAAAAUGUCUUUGUCCACCACACACUCUGACAACACCACAGCCUCCACUCCAAGAUCUGAGAGCAGCAUGGCCUAUAGUCCACCUUCAGAGAUCACUUCAGAGUCUGUUGGCAGCAUGGUCUCCACCAGAGCCUCUAAGUCUACCAUGCCAUCCUCAACUCCAUCUGUGAGCACCACAUCUUCCAGCAUGGGCUCGAAUACCAUCACGUCCAUUGCAGCCUCUUCACCAGCCUCUCAGGUCACAACAGAUUUUUCCACUUUUUCUGUGCCUACUGCAAAUAGCACCAUAGGUUCUAAGACCCUGACUGUCUUAACCACAGCCUCUAAGAGCACCACAGACUCUGUCUCAGAAUCUGUGCCAGCCAUAUUCUUGUCCACAGUGUUUGGGGACACCAAAGCUUCCACUUCACCUUCUGGGUCCUCCACAGCCUUCACUUCGGCCUCAUCACACUCAUUGGCCUCUACCUCUGCUUCUGGGGAAACAACCGUCUCCAGUGUCUCCAGAUUUUUCAUAGACUCUUCCACCACCAUGGUGUCCACCAAGGUCACUGAAUUUUCCACUCAGUUCAUGACCAACACAGUUGUACCAGGCACCAGCACCACUGGAACAAGACCUGCUAGACCCAUCUCUGCCACCACUGGCAUGGAGACCAUGCCCUCUGCUGCCAGCAGUGCUGACCCUGGGAUUGCUCUGAAGACCUCUGGCCUGGGCUUGUCCACUCUUGGAGCAUCAUCUACCACCUCUGUCCCGGGGACCAGGGCCACCAGUACAGGGUCUACCUCUGAGCUGACCAGCACUCCUGGAACCAGCACCAGCUCCCAUAAAACUGGCUCAGUCACCAUGGGCACAAAUACAGUUCAUGAGAGCCACACAUCAACAAACGUCACUAAACCAAGUGGGCGUUUGCAGCCUUGGGCCAUCAUCCUCAUCUCUCUGGCUGCCACCAUGGUCAGUGUUGGAUUGCUAAUGGGACUGAGUUUUUGCCUGAGGGACUUUUCCUCUCCCCUGAUAUAUAGUGGAACUUAUUACCCUCAUGGCCACAGAAUUGGCCUUUGUCUGGACCUGGACACAAGAUGGGGCCCUGGAGUGCUCCACAGCUCAGGAGAUGAACUGGUCCAUGGAGGAGCACAUGGUGGUGGACACAGAGUGAGGCAUGAGUUGAGCCACGGCCACAGGGGUGGUUACAGUGUGAAUCAUGGUGGUGUCAUGGACAUGUGAGAGGCCAUACAGUAGCCACAAAAUGGAUCAGAAAUGAGGCCCCAGGAAUCCAUGGAGUGGGCCGUGGGGGAAGCCACCAUGGCAGCCUUGGCAGAACAAGAUGGCUGUGGCCAUAGACUGAACAUUAGAAUACAAUGUCAAGAAAGUAUGGGGUAAAAUGGGGUCCAGGAAAAGAAGAAAAGAAUGAUUAUGGAAUGAUUAAAAUGCAAUAUAAGAAGAUUCUCAGGGGGUGGAGUCACAGUCAAGAAAAGAAGCAGCAAAAGAAUCAGAGACCCUUGAUCAACAUUGAAAGUUCAACUGGGUUUGGAGGAGACACACAGCUUUAUGCUUGGAGAUGACUUCAAGUCAAAGCUGGCUUGAGUUCUACCUGAGUCUCAGACUCUAUUGUAGGGAAUGGUGAUCACUCUCACUAUCAUCUCCCACCAUCCGAGUCCUGGUCAGUGUUUCUCAUUCCUAUGUUUCCUCAGGAUUCUAUAAUUGUUACCACAUCUCUAAGAAACCAAAUCAUAUAAUAAAUGUAUUAUCAGGAACCCAUACUUACUUGUUUUCAUAUUUUUUAUUUCAGUUUUCCCUGUGAUUUUUUUUUGAGUACUUAAUAUGUACCAAGUGCCUUUAAAUACAUCAUCUUUUAAUCAUUAAAAAAACCCUGAGAAGAACCUUGGGGUAGGCAAAGAUAUUUAAACUAGACAAAAAGAGCACCAACUCAC